AUGUACGUGAGUUAUCUCUUGGAUAAGGACAGUAACAUGUACCCUAACUCAGUGAGGCAUCCGAGUUUAAACCUUAAUCCUCAGAAUUUUGUUCCUGCACCUCCUCAGUAUUCAGAUUUCACUGGAUAUCAUCAUGUUCCUGGGAUUAACACUGACCCUCACCAUGGCCAGCCAGCAGGCUCAUGGGGCUCACCAUAUGCACCCACAAGGGAAGACUGGCAUGCUUAUGCCCCAGGGCCUGCUCCAUCUGCCAGCAGCCCAGCACAGAUUGGAUUCAAUCCUCCUGAUUUUAAUCCAGUCCAGGCUACAGGCUCUGGACUUCUUCCGCCAACAAUCAAUAGCACCGUUUCUCAGCUGUCGCCUGUGGCAACCAGGCGCAACCCAUACGACUGGAUGAGACGUACAGUUCCCACCAGUAACUCAGGAGGAGAGGGGAAAACAAGAACAAAGGACAAGUACAGAGUGGUAUAUACAGACCACCAGCGCCUCGAGCUUGAAAAAGAAUUUCACUACAGCAGGUACAUCACAAUCAGAAGGAAAGCAGAAUUAGCAGCGGCACUUGGGCUUACGGAACGGCAGGUUAAAAUCUGGUUCCAAAACCGAAGGGCAAAAGAACGAAAGGUAAACAAGAAAAAAAUGCAACAGCAGACACAGCAGGCCUCAACGACAACUGCAACCCCUCCAGGUGUAGGUUCUGCAGGGGGAGUGAGUGCUGUGAGCAGCAGUAGUGGAAGUGGCAUGAUUUCUCCAUCCCUUUCGAUGACUAUUAAAGAGGAAUACCUGGGCUGA
Protopterus annectens (West African lungfish) is the source of this 789-nucleotide messenger RNA. RefSeq names its product caudal type homeobox 1 (gene CDX1). Gene Ontology annotation, molecular function: RNA polymerase II transcription regulatory region sequence-specific DNA binding; DNA-binding transcription factor activity, RNA polymerase II-specific. The transcript has 4 exons. Gene Ontology annotation, biological process: anterior/posterior axis specification; cell differentiation; regulation of transcription by RNA polymerase II. The record is from RefSeq and is a predicted model, not a curated record. The coding region runs from base 1 to 789 and encodes 262 amino acids. NCBI's taxonomy places the organism in Eukaryota, Metazoa, Chordata, Ceratodontiformes, Protopteridae. Gene Ontology annotation, cellular component: nucleus.